Aspergillus sclerotioniger CBS 115572 is the source of this 1668-nucleotide messenger RNA. Its product is annotated as DNA-(apurinic or apyrimidinic site) lyase APN1. The record is from RefSeq and is a predicted model, not a curated record. Bases 1 to 1668 code for a protein of 555 amino acids. The transcript has 5 exons. Gene Ontology annotation, molecular function: DNA-(apurinic or apyrimidinic site) endonuclease activity; DNA binding; zinc ion binding. Gene Ontology annotation, cellular component: nucleus; mitochondrion. Gene Ontology annotation, biological process: base-excision repair. NCBI's taxonomy places the organism in Eukaryota, Fungi, Ascomycota, Eurotiomycetes, Eurotiales, Aspergillaceae.
AUGCCUCCUCGCGGUACCCGAAAGGCUGCCUCCACCGCUGUGGCGACCGAGCCACCACACUCCCCCGAAGCGGGAGCCAACAAGCGCAAGCCAGACGAAACUCAGGAACAGAGCUCCCCUCUGCGAAGGUCGAAGCGGGCCAAACCUGUCGCAACACAGUCGCCAUCCGACAAGUCCACCACGCGCACAGCUCCGACCCGAUCUGCUGCAGAGAGCCCGAAAGCCACCCCGAGAAAACCUCGUGAAGGCAAGGUCGUUUCCGUCAAGAAGGAGCUCGAGGAGGAAGAAGAGGUUUUCGUCGAGGCAGAGGUAGUCGACAAAGGUGUGGCCAAGGAGGAAGAAGUGGACGAGAAACCGAUGGUCAAGGCCAAAGCGACGCGGAAAAGGAAGAUCAAAGAGGAGGUCGAGAUGGUACCAUUGAGGGUGCGCACACAGGGUCUGCGCAUGUGCGUGGGAGCUCAUGUCAGCGCCGCCAAAGGCGUCUUCAAUGCCAUUCACAACAGCACGCACAUCGGCGGAAACGCCUUCGCCCUCUUCCUCAAGUCCCAACGCAAAUGGGACAACCCUCCUCUCCAAGACGACCACCGUGACCAAUUCCGCAGUCUCUGCACGGAGCACAAAUAUGACGCCGCACAACACAUUCUCCCCCACGGCUCCUACCUCGUGAACCUCGCCCAAGAAGACAAAGCCAAAGCCAAGCAAGCAUACGACGCCUUCCUCGAUGACCUCCGCCGCUGCGAAGCCCUCGGAAUCAACCUCUACAACUUCCACCCCGGCAGCGCCAACCAAAGCAGUCUCCCGGACGCCCUCACCCGCCUAGCCACAGCCCUAACCAACGCCCUCCGCGCCACCACGACCGUGAUCCCCGUCCUCGAAACCAUGUGCGGCCACGGCACCACCAUCGGCGGCUACCUGCACGAAUUCCGAGACAUCAUCGCCCAAAUCCCGAAAGAAUACCACCACCGAAUCGGCAUCUGCAUCGACACAUGCCACAGCUUCGCAGCAGGCUACGACCUCGUCAACCCCGCGGGAUUCAAAGCCUUCAUGCAAGAAUUCGACGACACCAUCGGUCUUCAACACCUGCGCGCCCUACACCUCAACGACUCCAAAGCGCCCCAGGGCAGUAAACGCGACCUCCACGCCAACAUCGGCACGGGCUUCCUCGGCCUCCGCGCCUUCCACAACGUCAUGAACGAACCCCGAUUCCAAAACCUCCCUAUGAUCCUCGAAACGCCCAUCGACCGUCCUGAAUCCUCCAUCUCCACCACUACAUCCUCGUCACCGAAAAAGAAACCCACCAAGAAACCAACAUCCACCCCCACUUCCGCCAAACUUAUCGCCGACCCCUCCGUCUGGGCCAAUGAAAUCGCCCUCCUCGAAUCCCUAAUCGGAAUGGAUCCAGAGGGCGAGGAAUUCCGUGCCCUGGAGGCCAAAUUAUCCGAAGAGGGAAGGGAAAUGAGGGAGAAGCAACAAGAACAAUACGAGCGGAAACUGGCCACCGAGGAGAAAAAGAAGACGAAGGCCCCGGUGAAGAAGAAGGGACAGAAGACGUUGAUGGAGAUGAUGAAUGGGGCUGGGAAGACCAAGAAGGGGAAGGCGGCAAAGGGGGAUGAGAGUGGUGGGGAGGGGAGUGAUGACGAGGGGUGUCAGAGCCAUGCGGAAGAUUAG